Molecule: messenger RNA, 2894 nt
Organism: Eruca vesicaria subsp. sativa (arugula)
Lineage: Eukaryota; Viridiplantae; Streptophyta; Magnoliopsida; Brassicales; Brassicaceae
Source: the annotation of a GenBank genome assembly
GAGAGAGAAGCAUGGGGAGUUUGAGGAGUAGAGGAAGACACGAGAUAGAUGAGAUUGAACAGCUUUCGAGAGAAAGCAGUCAUUUUAGCCUUACAACUGGGAUCUUACCUUCGCUUGGAGCAAGAAGCAACCGACGAAUUAAGCUAAAGAGAUUCGUCAUAUCUCCUUACAAUCAUAGAUACAGGAUAUGGGAGGCUUUCCUGGUGGUUCUUGUGGUUUAUACUGCAUGGGUUUCCCCUUUUGAGUUCGGGUUCUUGAGAAAGCCAAGGCCACCACUCUCUAUCACCGAUAACAUUGUGAAUGGAUUUUUUGCGAUAGAUAUCAUCUUGACUUUCUUUGUGGGUUACCUUGAUAAAUCAACUUACCUUCUUGUCGAUGAUCGUAAAUUGAUUGCAUUCAAGUACUUGCGUUCUUGGUUUGUCCUCGACCUCAUAUCAACCAUGCCCUCAGAGGUGGCUAUGAGAAUCUCAUCCCAGUCAUACGGAUUAUUUAAUAUGCUUCGGCUCUGGCGUCUCCGCAGAGUCGGUGCCUUGUUUGCCAGGCUUGAAAAGGAUCGCAACUUCAACUAUUUUUGGGUCCGAUGCGCAAAACUCGUUUGUGUCACGAUUUUCGCGGUUCAUUGUGCUGCAUGUUUCUAUUACCUUAUCGCCGCACGGCACCAUAACCCAGCAAAGACCUGGAUUGGAGCAUCCAACGCAAACUUCCUAGAGGAAAGCUUGUGGAUGCGAUAUGUGACUUCCAUGUACUGGUCCAUCACUACUUUAACCACUGUUGGUUAUGGUGAUUUGCAUCCAGUGAACACCAAGGAGAUGAUAUUUGACAUUUUCUAUAUGCUCUUCAACCUUGGGUUAACAGCAUACUUGAUUGGUAACAUGACCAAUUUGGUAGUCCAUGGAACAAGUCGGACAAGAAACUUUAGAGAUACAAUACAAGCUGCUUCAAACUUUGCUCAUAGGAACCAUUUACCACCUCGUUUGCAAGAUCAGAUGCUUGCACAUUUAUGUUUAAAGUAUCGGACAGACUCUGAGGGGCUUCAGCAGCAAGAGACUCUUGAUGCACUCCCAAAAGCAAUUAGGUCGAGUAUAUCACAUUUUCUUUUCUACUCACUUUUGGAUAAAGUGUACCUGUUUCGUGGAGUAUCCAACGACUUGCUUUUCCAACUGGUCUCUGAAAUGAAAGCAGAGUACUUCCCACCAAAAGAAGAUGUAAUCUUGCAGAACGAAGCGCCUACAGACUUCUACAUUCUUGUGAACGGUACUGCGGACUUGGUUGUUCAAAACGGUGGAACAGAAAAUAUUGUGAGAGAGGUUAAAGCUGGAGACAUUGUAGGAGAGAUAGGUGUGCUGUGUUACAAACCACAACUCUUCACUGUGAGGACAAAACGUUUGUGCCAACUAUUGCGUAUGAACCGUACAACGUUCUUGAAUAUUAUUCAGGCUAAUGUUGGGGAUGGGACUAUAAUCAUGAAUAACUUACUUCAGUAUCUGAAAGAAAUGAAUGAUCCGAUGAUGUCGAAUGUUCUACUAGAGACAGAACACAUGCUUGCACGGGGUAAAUUGGAUCUUCCUAUCAACUUAUGCUUUGCUGCAAUAAGAGAAGACGACAUGCUUUUACUUCAGUUACUAAAGAAAGGACAAGAUCCUAAUGAAUCUGAUAAUAAUGGCAGAACGCCUCUGCAUAUAGCAGCAUCAAAAGGAAGCAUCAACUGUGUCCGUCAUUUGUUGGACUACCAUGCAGACCCUAACUGUAGAGAUGUGGAAGGGAACAUACCACUAUGGGAAGCAAUGGUGGAAGGGCAUGAGAAAGUUGUAAAAGCACUGUUGGAACAUGGUGCUACCAUAGAGGCAGGAGAUGUGGGUCAUUUUGCAUGCACUGCGGCUGAACAAGGAAACUUGAAGCUACUAAAAGAAAUAGUUAGACUUGGUGGAGAUGUCACCCGUCCAAGAGCCACAGGGACCUCUGCACUCCAUGCUGCUGUAUGUGAAGGGAAUAUUGAAAUGGUAAAGUAUCUUCUUGAGCAAGGUGCAGACGUUAACAAACAAGAUAUGCAUAGCUGGACGGCUAAGGAUCUCGCUGAGCAACAAGGGCAUGAGGAGAUUAAAGCACUGUUCCGAGAAAAAAGGUUUGAGAGGGCGCAUAUUGAGUCAAGUGCCUCGGUUCCUAUACUCAAAACCGCGAUAAGAUUUCUAGGAAGAGGCACUAGUGAACCUAACAUUCGCCCUCCAUCGAGAGAGGUGUCUUUUAGGAUCACGGAAACAAGGCCAAGACGUAAGACUAACAACUUUGACAACUCGUUGUUUGGAAUCUUAGCUAGUCAAAACGUGCAGAAGAACGGGCUAGCCACGGUGGAUGAAAGCAGAGUUGUAAACCCGGUGAGGGUGACGAUUAGUUGUAAGGAGAAAGAUGAGGUAGCAGGGAAGAUGGUGUUGCUUCCAGGGAGUUUCAAGGAGUUGCUAGAAUUGGGUUCCAACAAGUUUGGUAUUGUUGCUACCAGAGUUAUGAACAAAGAAAACAUGGCAGAGAUUGAUGAUGUAGAUGUUAUAAGAGAUGGAGAUCAUAUCAUCUUUGCUACUGAUUCUAGCCAUUCCUAAAAGACAUCCAAGCUCUGUAUGGCUAGUAAUGAGAAGUUGAUAAUGUUUGCUUUAAGAGCUUUGUAAAGAAAAAAAAGAGAGAAUGAAUGAGCCUUGAUAAAGAAUGCGUAAAUGUGGAUGGAUCAUUGACCAUUGACUUCUUGUUUCUAUUAAAUUAUGAAUGUGAAAAGCGAUGAAUAGCUCUUUGUAUUUUCCUCUUACUGCACAGCCUCGAGUUUGUCGGUGCGUCUAUCCAUUUCGAACGAUAAAUAAACAAAACAAAUUCCAACGCUUGAUAGAGAAAUAAACGUACUUCAAAAUAUG